AUGGCUAUGCGGACAAGUCUCUCUCUGUCGAGAAAAUUCCUCCACCCGCGACGCAGCUUCUCCAGCACGCGAACAGCCAAUGCAGAUGUCACCCAUGCGGUCAUUGGUGCGGGAGUGGUCGGUCUGGCAGUGGCCCGGGAAUUGGCAGCGAGAGAAGGCACAUCCACCAUUCUUCUGGAGAGACACGAUGCGCCAGGCACGGAGACUAGUAGUCGCAAUUCGGAGGUCAUCCAUGCCGGGUUAUACUACGGGGUCGAUACCUUGAAGACCAAGCUCUGCAUCAAAGGAAAAGAGAUGAUGUACGAUCUAUGCGCGCGGAACGGACUCCCUCACCGCAACACCAAGAAAUGGAUCGUAGCGCAGACAGAAGAGCAAUGGGCCGCGGCGCUAAAGACCCACGAGCACGCACAGAAGAUAGGUGUCCCGACGCGACUCAUCGGUCGCGCAGAGGCUCAGGCUCUCGAACCAGAGGUGCAGGCUCUCGCGGGGAUUGUCGAGAGUCCGACCACGGGCAUCGUAGACAGUCACUCCCUGAUGACCUAUUUACAGGGCGACUUCGAGGACCGCGGCGGCGACUGUGCGUUUCUGACGAACGUAACGGGGAUCGAGGCGUUGGAUGGAGGCAAGAACGGAUACCGGAUCACGGCCGUCACGAGCGACGGGACGGAGACGUCCAUCACAGCCGAGACGCUGAUCAACAGCGCCGGGAACUACGCGUGCUAUAUCAAUAAUAUGAUCCUGCCGCCCGAGCGACACCGCACCCCGUACUACGCGAAGAACGUACUUCUCGUAUGCGGCGUCGUUCCCGAAAACCUCCGUGCUGACCUCGGCGGCCGCAUACGAUUCGGCCCCGACGUGGAAUGGGUGGACGACCCGAACGAUCUCGUGCCCAGUCCCGCCCGGCUGGCGCAGGCGCUCCCGGAGAUCAAGGCCUAUCUACCCAACGUGGACCCGGAGGCAAUCAGUCUAGACUACUGUGGGAUCCGGCCCAAGCUGGGACGCGGUGGGGCCGUGAACACCGGCAAAGGGUUCCAGGAUUUCAUCAUCCAGGAAGAGGAAGGCUUCCCUGGGUUCAUUAACCUGCUUGGAAUUGAGAGUCCAGGGUUGACGAGUUCGUUGGCGAUCGGGGAAAUGGUAGAGGGCCUUCUGUAUGGGAGGAAAUGA
Molecule: messenger RNA, 1164 nt
Organism: Aspergillus bombycis
Lineage: Eukaryota; Fungi; Ascomycota; Eurotiomycetes; Eurotiales; Aspergillaceae
Product: NAD(P)/FAD-dependent oxidoreductase
Exons: 4
Coding region: 1-1164 (387 amino acids)
Cellular component (GO): mitochondrion
Molecular function (GO): (S)-2-hydroxyglutarate dehydrogenase activity; (S)-2-hydroxy-acid oxidase activity
Source: RefSeq, a predicted model, not a curated record